Messenger RNA from Puntigrus tetrazona (Sumatra barb), 861 nucleotides. It is a transcript of the gene sdhaf2, whose product is annotated as succinate dehydrogenase complex assembly factor 2. The transcript is spliced from 4 exons. The record is from RefSeq and is a predicted model, not a curated record. Gene Ontology annotation, biological process: mitochondrial electron transport, succinate to ubiquinone; protein-FAD linkage; mitochondrial respiratory chain complex II assembly. Gene Ontology annotation, cellular component: mitochondrion. NCBI's taxonomy places the organism in Eukaryota, Metazoa, Chordata, Actinopteri, Cypriniformes, Cyprinidae. Bases 221 to 703 code for a protein of 160 amino acids.
CAAACUCGAAGGUUAAAAUACACACCUGUUUCAUCUGCACGACGUACAAGCAAAGAACUAUUCAAAGCAACAUUCAAAUAACAUUCAAAUAAGAUAUCGACCUUACCAACAUGGCGCCCGCCGCACGGCGUUUCCUGCUUUGAUUGCGAAACGGCUGCAUAAAUUCUCCUUCAAAAUAAAAAAAAGUCAAACGCCGGAUCAGCCAGACUUCACCGAAAACAUGUUUUCAGCAACGAUCGCGCGAAAGGUCGUUCAUUGUGUUUGCCGGACAUCUUCACUGCGCCCAGCUGUCAGUACAGUGAUUUCUCGGGGAUACCGUGGUGAUGCCCCAGACCCGACCAUCAUCGAGAUCCCUCUGCCUCCGUGGCAGGAGAGACCCGGAGAACCCCUGGAGAUCAAGAGGAAGAGACUCCUAUACGAGAGCCGCAAGAGAGGCAUGCUGGAGAACUGCAUCCUCCUGAGUCUUUUUGCCAAGCAGUACCUGAACACAAUGAGUGAAUCUCAGUUAAAGCAGUAUGACCGACUCAUCAAUGAACCCAGCAACGACUGGGACAUCUAUUACUGGGCAACAGCAGAGGCUCAGCCCACGCCUGAUGUGUACCGGGGAGAGGUGAUGGACAUGCUCAAAGAGUUCACCAAGAACAAGGACAUGGAGCAGCGGCUGGACGCCCCUGAUCUGGAGUACCUGGACAAGAGCAGUUAAAACUGACCUUUAGUAGAGAAGCAGGACUGAGCUCAUACGACACAUUCUUAUUUAAGAGCACGGACGCCUGAGACCCAUUCAGAGGCGUUUUAAAGGUGCCUGGGAUUAAUUGGCAUGUAUGCAUGAAAUUAUGCAUAAAACUUUUGUCAUCAUAAAAA